GACGUCACUGUAAGCCUGUCACUGACAUGUGACCGCAUGCUGAGAGGAGGGAGGCAGGGGACUGACAGGGCAGGUCUGAAUGGUAGCGAGAGGCGUGGACUGGACACAGGGCAAUACAAACACACUGACUGGUGUUCUCUAGAUUCAGUGCUGGUAAACGGGCCCCUAUAACCAUACAUAGUACGUCACAGAGGGGUAAUUCCUAAACGUCUCAGGUCUGCCCCUGGUGGCCGCAGCAAAAGGUGUCUCGGUGACUUCACGCAUGGAUGCCCUGGCUGGGCAAGAGAACCCUGGGAGCAGCGGCAGACCGGGGCCUGUGCUGCAUAUUGUGGUGGUGGGCUUCCAUCACAAGAAGGGCUGCCAGGUGGAAUUUUCUUACCCUCCUUUGAUUCCUGGAGAGGGACAUGACAGCAAUCUCUUGCCAGAAGAAUGGAAAUACCUACCAUUUCUUGCAUUGCCAGAUGGCGCACACAACUUUCAGGAAGACACAGUGUUUUUUCACCUCCCACCGAGAAGCGGAGAACGGAAGACUGUUUAUGGUGUUUCUUGUUAUAGACAGAUUGAAGCAAAGGCCUUGAAAGUGCGUCAAGCAGAUGUUACCCGGGAAACAGUACAGAAAAGUGUUUGUGUGUUGAGUCAGCUGCCCCUGUAUGGACUACUUCAGGCAAAGCUUCAGUUAAUUACUCAUGCCUAUUUUGAAGAAAAGGAUUUUUCACAAAUAUCUAUUCUUAAGGAGCUCUAUGAACAUAUGAAUGGUUCAUUAGGUGGAAGUGCAUUAGAGGGAUCGCAGUUAUAUCUUGGUCUUUCUCCACGUGAUCUAGUGCUCCAGUUUAGACAAAAGGUGUUAAUUUUGUUCAAACUCAUCCUCCUUGAGAAAAAGGUCCUAUUUUAUGUGUCUCCUGUAAACAGACUAGUGGGUUCUCUGAUGACUGUUUUGUCUCUGUUUCCAGGUAUGAUUGAACAUGGGCUCACAGAAGGCUCACACUACAGACCUCGGCAAAGCAUUGCAGAAGAAGACAUCCCAGCAGUUUCAUUUUCACUUGGCAAUAGUCCAACACCUUCUCAGAUUUCCAGCUCUAAAGAUGAGGAUACUGAAAUUGGACAAGUCUCUUUAGUAGAACCCAGCAGACCAGAAGUAUCAGCUACUGAACCUGAAGUGGAUGCUAAUGGCAGUAUAGAGUAUCUCAGGCCUCCAUCUCACACAUCUCCAGAAUCUGUUGAAAGUGACUGGGAGACACUAGAUCCAAGCAUUCUGGAGGAGUGUGUCACAGAUGAAGGAGAAGUGUGGAAUUUGGGGCCAGGCCCUUGUGAGCAUCAUACUAAGGACACAAUUACUUCAGGAAGCAUUCCCAUAACAGUACAACCUCAGUCUAAAACAGGACAGGCUGUAUUUACUCCAGGACUUAUAUCAGGUCUAGAAGAAGACAAGUAUGGAAUGCCAUUGGCAAUUUUCACAAAGGGAUACUUGUGUCUACCAUACAUGGCCCUGCAGCAGCAUCACCUGCUCUCUGAUGUUAGUGUCCGUGGAUUUGUAGCUGGAGCAACAAACAUCCUCUUUCGGCAACAGAAACACCUAAGUGAUGCUAUUGUUGAGGUUGAAGAUGCAAAACUUAACAUUCAUGACCCUGAGCUGAGGAAGAUUCUGAACCCUACAACAGCUGACCUCCGAUUCAUUGACCACUUAGUGAAGCAUGUCACUGAAAACAGGGAUGAUGUCUUCCUAGAUGGCACAGGCUGGGAGGGUGGUGAUGAAUGGAUCAGGGCACAGUUUGCACUUUACCUGCAUUCUUUGCUUUCUGCAUCCUCACAGCCAGAGAGUGAGAAGGUGUUGUCAGACUAUGGAUCUGCUUUUAUUGCAAUGUGGAAAAUAACGCACAACUAUAGAGUAUGGAAUAGCAACAAACAUCCCGCUCUUGCAGAGGUCAAUCCAAGCCAUCCAUUCCAGGGCAAUUACAGUGUAUCAGAUGUGAAGCUGCGGCUUUCUCAUUCAGUCCAGAGUAGUGAAAGAGGAAAGAAGUUGGGUAAUGCUGUUGUCACUACAAGCCGUAACAUGGUGCAGACUGGUAGAGCAGUUGGUCAGUCAGUGGGAGGAGCUCUGAUCAGUGCAAAAUCUGCAAUGUCCUCAUGGCUUUCUACCUUCUCUCAGGCAUCAACCCAAGAGCAGCAGGAAGAGAAGCACUGAAUACAACAUAUUGGCUGUGGAUUUUGUAUCCGUUCCCUAUAUUCACAUCAGAUUUGUAUGCAUUAGUUACCUGUGCGAUACCUAUGCGAUCUUAUAAGGCCUCAAUUCACCUCUGUAACUGUCUUUUUGAGGAGCGUUUCUUUAUACUUAUCCUUCUAGGAUCCACAGUCCUUAUAAGUGUCAGCGGAUGUGUGAGUGCAACCUCAGACUGGAGUUAAUUGUUCCUUGUUUCACAAGAAACGGUGUAUGAAGUUGUGUCUGAAGAGUUUACAGUGUACAUUGUUUGUUAGUUGAUGGGUGAAUCAACUUUAUUUAUUUCCAUACCUCCCUGUCAUUGUGUUUGAAGUAUUUUAUUGUACUAGGCAACUGUAACCUGCAUCCCAGUUGGCACAAGAGCUAAAAAUGUAUGCAGCUAUUUUCAAAUUCAGUCUGCAUCUUGUUGUAUAAUGAGGUUCUGCAACUUUCUACUUUGUGUUUCAUUGUAUGACAACUGUUUGCUGUCAGUGAAUAAAAACAUCUCUUAUUUUCA
Messenger RNA from Hyla sarda, 2711 nucleotides. RefSeq names its product AVL9 cell migration associated (gene AVL9). The transcript has 16 exons. NCBI's taxonomy places the organism in Eukaryota, Metazoa, Chordata, Amphibia, Anura, Hylidae. The record is from RefSeq and is a predicted model, not a curated record. Bases 263 to 2182 code for a protein of 639 amino acids. Gene Ontology annotation, cellular component: cytoplasm.